Molecule: messenger RNA, 5490 nt
Organism: Microcebus murinus (gray mouse lemur)
Lineage: Eukaryota; Metazoa; Chordata; Mammalia; Primates; Cheirogaleidae
Source: RefSeq, a predicted model, not a curated record
AAGAAGCCCCUGUUCUGGGAUGUUGCCAUCACCUCCAGGGUCUAAGCUAGGCUGCUGCCAUAGCUAGUUGCAAAAGGUAGGAAGAGGAAAGAGAGCCUGGAGGAGACAUGGCACUCUUACCUCUGCUUACAUCCAUUUCAGAGACGUCAGUCUCACAGCCACAACCAAACACAACAGAGGCUGGGAAAUGUCCUGUGACUGGGCUGCCAGUGCCCAGCUACAAGUUUCUAUCACUAGUGAUGAAAAAGACAACUAGCAGUCUGCAUAUUGACUCAGUCACAUCUGAGGGUGGCCAGAUAUGAGCAGAAGGAGGCAAAUGGUACAAAAUAGUGGCCAGGUUUCUGACUGAGGAUACCAUUCACAGAGACAGGCAGAGAAAAGAAGCAGAGGACAUUUUGCGGAAGAGAAAACAUUCCAAUAGGACAAGUCAACUUUGAGAUUCCUAUGAGCAGGGGUACUCUGAUAAACCUGCUCUCCUGGAGGACCUGUUUACAGCCUUUGCUGAUUUCCUGAAGUAAAUACACACAUUAUGGUCUAUUUCAAGCUACCAGGGUGAUGUCGCUAAAAGAGAAGCUGGGAAGAGAUGUGUACAACAGGGUCUCACAAACUGGUAUAAGCCAGGUCCAGCUCACUUCUACUGGCAAGGAUUUCCAUGUGGAGACAUCCUGAAGACAGGAUAUGAAGAGCUCAAGCCAAAGAAUAAACUCUAGGUGAGACAUUGAUUCUGGAAUAAAUGAGAGAGGCCAUAAGAUCCCAAGAAGAAUUCUGAUUUGCAGUUAUUUGGGGUUUAGAAAAAUGUGAUCUUGAUUAAGAGUUCCAAGUAGAAAACAGAUGCAAAAAUGAUUAUGGUAUGGAAGAUGGGAUUAAUAAAGACCCUGCCAUCAGUAAAAUUCCUUCUUAAAAAGAAGCACUCUGGCCACUCUCAAGGAGUCAGCUCUGGCCAAAGUCAGUACUAGAACAACAGAAAUGUUUGAUCAGGGAUAUGAGCAAUAGAACUGCUUGGCUGUCAGGACCAGGAUCUUGUGAUACAUGUUUCAGCAAUCCAAGGUUGGAGGGUUCAGCCUGCGGUGAUUCUUCUCUCAAGUGGGGGAAUCUCUGAGGGACUCCCUUCCUAAAUGUCCAUUCACCUAAAGAAGAAACAGGCACACAACGCAGCCCCGCAUGUACUGUAACAGAGGUAUACAUAAUAGCCUGGGGGAGCACAAGGAAUUCAUUACUAAUUAAACUAUUGAGGAAAGAACAGCUGGCAUUCAAGCUCAAACUCAAAUAAUGAAUAGGAAUUUUCCAAAUUAACCAGGAAGCUGUUGGAGAUUGGGGGAGGGAGGUUCUGGUGUGGUGAGCGAGCACAGACGUGAAGACAGUCAGGCGGAACAGUGCAGGCAGACCCAGGAGCACGGAAAGAUAAGGGUUAUUUAAAGACCAACAAGAAUUUCAUAUUUCAACGAAGUGCCUGAAGUCACUGCAAAGAGUACAUUCUAUGGUACCUGAUGCAUAUUUGGUAAGUACUCAAUAUUUUACAGAAUAAUCUUAAAGAUUUAUGAAAAGGAGGUUGAGAGUCUAAGAUUCAUAAAAGUACAGUGAUAAUCAUAAUUUUCUUUUCAAUGUUGUUGAAACUUAUCUAUACACGCUACUUCAUUAAGUAAGGAAAAAUGAAUCGGAUCAGACAUUGUAACUCAGACUUCACAAAAUUCACUUUCAGGUCAGAAAACUAGGGUCAUUAGGGGGACAGGUAGUCAGAGUGGCCCCCUAACUCUGACUUUUUGCCCUAUUGAACAUGCUAUUUUGUACACUUAGAAAAUAUGAAAUUUCAGUGGAUAGAAGUUGAAGUUGUUCUGAAAUCAGGAUUCUGUUUUGAAAGUAUUCAACAAAUAUCGUGCUUGUUGGGCACAGUGCUAGGUACUUGUAUGUAACUCUCACAUAGACACUAUUCUAAUUGUUCAGUGAGUGACAAGUCUUUUAGCCUUCAGAAAGUAAACAAACUAUUGCAAUAUAGUGUGUGGCACAGAUUAGAGCCCUUGUCCUCUCUCUUGCACUCAUUCAUUUUGUCCCAAUACCAGUCUUGACCCAGAACUCAACACCUCCCCAAGUUCCCCCAUACCAUGCUUCAGUAACUGGGAAGUCAAAGUUCAAUCAGAAGAUAGUGAUUUAAUAUGAGUUUUGACUGUGUACUACAUCUUGUUUAAAAUACUUUGAUCUUGGACUCUCAAAAGGUUAAUCAGCUCUAAAUUUACUCUUUGUUCUCUAGCUUCUACUCUGCAAGUGAAGUUAUCUUUUUGCUCUGCACCAACCAGAUUAAAAAUACAGACAAUUUUUGGAUUCUGCCAAAUGAAUCCACUUAAACAAAAGCUUUUCAUGCAAUCUAGACUUCAAUGAGGAUUUGGUAAAGGACAGAGAGAAGAGGCUUUACGUUUUGUACCCCAAAAUAAGCCAAAGCAUGUAAUUUUAUUUCUGUUCUCCAAGCCCAUAUUAUUAAUAUAACAACAUGAACAUGGUGGGGAGGAGCCUCUCUCUUCCCCCCCCACACACACCUCUUUCUAUCACCUUUUCUUUCCCUUUCCUCAUGCAGUACCUAGCCUUGUUGGAUCCUCUCUUCCUUGUUAUGCAGAGCAGUUCAGUCCUGAAGGAGUUUCUACUUCCAAAUUUCACACUUGGUGCUCAGCAAAACAAAAGCCACCCACCCCAUCUCCCUGCCCAGUUAAUAGGACCAACUUUCUUUAAGGGCAUUUUACAAACUAUGUUUCACAACAUGAGCAUAUUCUCGUGGUCCUAUCAGCUACCCCAAGUAUUCCCCCAAUAGACAUGCUGGUAGAGUAAUUGUUCUGUUUCUCAUUGUAAUUGUGAUGUGUCAUAACUGAGAAAACGCAGAGUGCAUCAGACUUCCAUUUCAGGCUCCUAAAAGGAGGAAGCAACAAUCCCAGCUAGAACUUGGACAGGAGUAGCCAAAAGGUGGGCAAAGGGGUUGGGAGUAUGGGUUGUUGGUGAGGGGAGGGAAAGAAGAGAAUUGUUCACAAAAGAGAAACAAAAUCUUGGUGGCAAAUUACAGAUUAAAAAUAAAACUGAGUAUAGAGAGAUUCACUUCUCACACAAUUCCUCUCUUGUACCAUCUCUCCUAGAACACUCAUCAUGUCUUCAAAUAUGAUGCUUCAGAAAAUGGUGCUGUUGAUGAUAUCUUUUUUAGUAGUUACCUGGAUAAUUAUUUCUCAAAACUCCACAAAGUUUUGGUCUACUCUAAAUUUAUCCAUCUCCCUCUAUCACUGGAACACCUCCACGAAGUCUCCUCCAUUCCCCAAAACACCAGUGAGCCCGUUAAAGCCACCAACAGACACUGAGCUGAGAAUAAAGGCGAUCGUGGAGAAACUAGACCAGCAGAUCCCACCCAGACCUUUCGCCCACGUGAACACCACCACCAGUGCUGCACACAGCACAGCCACCGUCCUCAACCCUCGACACACCUACUGCAAGGGGGACCAGCUGGAUGUCCUGCUGGAGGCCAAGGACUACUUGGGACGCAAGAAGCAAUAUGGCGGAGAUUUCUUGAGGGCCAGGAUGUCCUCCCCAUCCCUGGAAGCAGGUGCUGCAGGAAAGGUGACCGACUUCAACAACGGCACCUACCUUGUCAGCUUCACUCUCUUCUGGGAGGGCCCAGUCUUCCUGUCUCUCCUGCUCAUCCACCCCAGCGAAGGGGUGUCGGCUCUCUGGAGGGCAAGGAACCAAGGCUAUGAUAAAGUUGUUUUCAAAGGUAAAUUUGUUAAUGGGACCUCCCAUGUCUUCACUGAAUGUGGCCUGACCCUCAAUUCAAGUGCUGAACUCUGUAAAUACCUGGACGAUAGAGACGAAGAAGCCUUCUACUGUGUGAAGCCUCAACACUUGCCCUGUGAGGCCCUGACCCACAUGACCACCAGGAAUCAAAAAAUUUCUUAUCUUACUAUGCAGGAAAAAGGCCUUUUCCACAGGUCCAAAGUGGGAGUUGAAAUGAUGACAGACAUAAAACACAUUGAUGUCUCCCGAUGUAACAAGAGUGAAAAGAUGACAGCGAAAUGCCAAGUUGGAAUAAAGACUCCUGUCCCUGGUGGCUAUACUUUACAAGGAAGAUGGAUAACAACAUUUUGCAACCAGAUUCAGUUAAACACAACUAAGAUAAAUGACUGUUUAAAAGGAAAACUCAUUUACCUCCUGGGAGACUCUACACUGCGUCAGUGGAUCUACUACUUACCCAAAGUUGUAAAAACACUAAAAUUGUUUGAUCUUCAUGAAACCGGAGUGUUUAAGAAACAUGUGCUUCUGGAUGCAGAAAGACACACUCAGAUUCAAUGGAAAAAACACAGCUACCCUUUUGUUACUCUUCAGCUCUACUCUGUGAUAGAUGAUGAUUAUAUCCCUCGGGAAAUUGACCGGCUACCAGGUGACAAAAACACAGCCAUUGUGAUCUCCUUUGGCCAGCACUUCAGACCCUUCCCCAUUGACGUCUUCCUUCGCAGGGCCCUCGGUGUCCGAAAGGCUAUUGAACGAUUAUUCCUAAGAAGCCCGACUACGAAAGUGAUCAUUAAGACAGAAAACAUCAGGGAGAUGCACUUAGACACAGAGAGGUUUGGAGACUUCCAUGGUUACAUUCAAUAUCUCACCAUGAAGGAUAUUUUCAAAGAUCUCAAUGUGGGUGUCAUUGAUGCUUGGGACAUGACUAUUGCAUAUGGGACCAAUACUGUCCACCCACCUGAUCAUGUGAUUGGAAGUCAAAUUAAUAUGUUCUUAAACUACAUUUGCUAAAUCAUGAAUACUAUACAAAAUCACUAGGAAUGGAUCUCUGCAAAUAAUCCCACAUGCAUUUUCAAGUAAGUUUUAUUCAUUUUUAGAAACUAAGAGAAUCAAAUUUAAAAGUGUCUGUGUUAGCAGGAAGGACACUUAAGGACAAUGACAACUACUAUGGGAUGUAAAGCCAAGAGAAUCAAACAUGAGGAAUGAUCAUACCAUGUCUGGAAGUUGUGUAUGUACGAUAAUGAAUAUUUUUAUUUUUUAGGCAAGUUUGGGUCACAAUUUUUGUUGCUUGUGGCAGAAAGCAUCCUACCUGAUACUUUAGUAGGGUAAAAGAAAGUAAAUAUAUCAUCAUUGUGUUCUAAAACAGGGGUCACCUAACUUUUUCUGUGAAGGGCUAGACAGUAAAUAUUUUAGGCUUUGCAGGCCAUACAGUCUGUUGCAAGUGCUCAAUUCUGCCAUUAUAGUACAAAAGUAGCCUCAGACAACAUGUAAACAAAUGAGUAUGGUUAUGUUUCAAUACAAUUUAUUUAGGAAAUAAACUGAUAUUUGAAUUUCAUAAGUUUUAUAUGUCAGGAGAUAUUCUUCUUUUGAUUUUCCUCCAACUUUUUAAAAAUGCAAAGUCCACUUUUAGAUCACAGGCCCUAAACAUGAUAGACUAUAUUUGGCCUCUAGGCCAUAGUUUUCCUGUGUCUGGUUUAAAACAAAAAAUUUUGUAGGGACUGGGCACAGUGGCUCACA